GGUUAUAUUUAUUUACGGAUAGUUUGUACUUAGGGAAGUCAGAUCUCAUGUUCAAUCUUGGAUAUUUUUUGGAAAUGUAGGUAUUGUAUCUAUCAUACUCCAACGCCGUUCCUCGAUUCAAGAAUAUUAGUAUUUUCCGAAAUGUGUCUGAACUAUUGACGAUCUCCAGAAGUGAACUUUACCGCAUUUAUAUAUAUAUAUCUUAGUUUCAAAUAGCGGUAAUUGCUACAACUUCACUGUGUCUACAAAUUUAACAAAUAAAUUAAAUUCUGCAGUCAUGUAUCCCCGAAAAAGUGAUUAUCGCUCUGAUAAAAUUUAGUUUAGAUAGUUUGUGUUAGAGUUUUAGUUAAUUUUAGUAAGGCGCUUAUUAUUCACAUUUUUGUAUAUGUAGGUAGAUAAAUAAAAUAUUAUCUACAUGUAUUUUCUAUUGUCAUUCCCACUCCAGGAGCAUUAUAUAGAAAUUUCACGAUUUAUUAUGAACAUGUAUGUACAUACAAAACAACAAUUGAUCUGUGAUUAUCUACAUUAUGUAGUUGCCAACCACUGAAAAUGUUUGACAGUGACAAAUUGUAAGAUACAUCUUUUCAAUCAAAAUGUAGAAUCAUCAAAAUUCUCAGUGUACAUUUAAAUACUUAAUAUAAUACGAAAAUAUGCAAUCUCUAAAAUGGUUAGAUCCUUUGUUAUCAUUCAUAAAUAAGAAGCACAAAAUCAGUUUUAAUACUCAAUCGAAUAAUCUACAUGAAGCUCUUGGUCCAAUUUCUUGGUUAGAGGGUACUUGGAGAUCAGUGAAAGGUGUAAUGGAUCAUCCUAAAAUAAAAGUACCUUUUUUAUUUGAUGAAAUCAUAUCCUUCACAUCUAUGGGACAUCAACCGCUUUAUUAUUAUACAUCAGUAGCUACAAAUCCACAAGAUAAAAAUGCCCUGUUACAUCUCGAAGUAGGACAUUUAAUAAUUAAUGAAUGUAAAGCUGUAGGGUUAUUGGCUGUUCAUAGAUUCGGAUGUACUACAAUUGAGCAAGGAUUGUUGAAAAAUGAUACUGUUUUAGAAAUGUCUUCUUGUGAAAUUGGUUCUUCUAAAUUCAUUAAAAAACCGCUUUACGGAACAUACAGGAUAUAUUCAUUAAAUAGACAUGGACAGUUAACUUAUAAAUUGGCGUUAGCAAGUUAUCCAGGAAAACUCGUCGAUCAUAUUUGGUGCACAUAUGAAAAACAGGAUAACUGUACUUGACAUUUACUUUCGUUUACUUUUCUUUCUACAAAUUUAUAUUAUAAAAUCCAAACUACUUUUUUAAGAAUUAAAUUUGUAAAGAAAAAAACUUCACAAUUACAAAUAUUUGUUUGGAAUAAUCACAUUCUAUUUCAUUUUUAAAUUUGAAGUUAUUAAAUUGAAUUGAACCAAUUCCUUUUUGUUUAAUGACAAAAUAUUACAUCAAACUUCUUCAAAACAAUAAUUUAUAUACUUAUAACUAUGUUGUAUGGAUUGAUGGAAUUGUAUAAUUUUCUUGUGGUUAAAUUGUUUCAUUGAAAA
Molecule: messenger RNA, 1526 nt
Organism: Diorhabda sublineata
Lineage: Eukaryota; Metazoa; Arthropoda; Insecta; Coleoptera; Chrysomelidae
Exons: 1
Coding region: 651-1226 (191 amino acids)
Source: RefSeq, a predicted model, not a curated record